GCGGAUCGUGGUUGUAAACGAUCGAACGUUUCAGCGAAACGGUGUGUUAAAUGACGAGGUGGUCCAAGAGGUGGAGGUGGUGGCGGCCCGGCAAUACGUGGUAAAACGUGGUUCGGGGCGAGAGUUUCGCAGGACAGGGUCGCACGGGGAAGAAGCGACAGCGGCGUGGCAGAUGAGAUGUGAAGAAGCACGAGGACUACGCGGCGUGGAGCUGGCGGGAGCGAAGGCGGAAGUCGAGAAGCCAAAGCUGCCGAAGGCGGUCGCAGGGGCGGCGGCAGCUCGAGGGGGCACCUGGCGGGGGCCGCCUGAGAUGACGACCCUGCGACGGGGUAUCGUGGCACCCCGGUACAAUACUUACGUUCUGGUUUCGUUGAUCGGACUGUUGCUUCAGACCCAGUCUGCAACGGGCGGUAUAUGCUGGUCUUCCAUUAGCAACGGUCGUUGUAAGGAAUUAUUGUCACAAGGAGUGACAAAGGAAGAUUGUUGCGCGUCGAACGCUGCUGCGGCGACCGCGUACUCGGAGGAAGACCUCGAUAGCGGAAGUCUCUUUUUUUGGAGGGUGCUUGGUGGAGGCGUGCAGUGUCGUCCUUGCAGAGAAAGCUGCACGGAAGUAAGGUGUGAGGAGGGAAAGAAGUGCGUGGUGCGUAGAGGAAGACCAAGGUGCGUGUGCAGCCCUGAGUGCAAGGCACCAAGAGGUGGUGGUCCAGUCUGCGGGACGGACGGCAAAAGUUACAAAAAUUUGUGCAGACUGAAGAAACGCGCUUGCAAGAAAGGAAGCCACGAACUAGCGGUUGCCUAUAACGGCCACUGCCAAAGUUCGUGCGCACGGGUCCGGUGCGGCCAAGGCCGGAGCUGCCUGCUGGACCAGAACCUGAGCCCGCACUGCGUGAGGUGCGCCCGCAGGUGCCCCCAGCCGCCCCCGCAACAACGAGCCGCCGCACGCCCCGUUUGCGGGGCCGACGGAAACACAUACAAGAGUGCCUGCCACCUGCGACUUGCCGCCUGCCGCGCAGGUCGCGCCAUUCCCGUCGCCUAUAAGGGCCACUGCAAACAGAACGCAGACUGUACCACGAUUCGUUGUCGCGAGGGGCAGACGUGUCUGUCGGAGAUGAAGUCGGGCCGGCCACGUUGCGUGACCUGCACCUAUCGUUGUCCCCGGAAGCGGGAGCGCGUCCGGAACCGGACACACCGUGAUCGAGACCCAUCGGCGACCAUGUUGUGCGCCACCAACAAUAUCACCUAUCCAAGCUGGUGUCACAUCGUCAAGGACGCCUGCGUUACCGGCUUCGUCCUCGAGACGCGACACGCCGGCCCCUGCAACGCCUACGACACCUCUCCUCUCUAUAUCGAGGAGGACAACACCUCGAGCAACUAUGGCGUCGAUCUGGCGGACGAGGACGCGAGAUUCGAGGACACGGAAUCCCUAUCGUACAACGGCCAGACCCAUCGCUCUUUGGCGUUGUCCAUUAAAGGCCGCGUUUACGUUAGGCAACUUUUAACGAAGAAUCGAAAGAAUCGAUUGAUCUAUCGAUAUAAUAUAUACUCGCGGUCACUGUGCUCGUGCAAAAUUCUACAAAAUUUUGCUAAGACAGGUCAUUCAAAUAAUUGGGCAGUAUUGGUCGAUACUUCACGAUUUUGGUUUAAUUAUCGACAUGUAGCAAAUGUGUUAUCCAUUUAUAGGAGUGUUAAACGCUUAGGUAUACCAGAUUCACAAAUUAUUCUAAUGAUAGCAGAUGAUAUGGCAUGCAAUCCAAGGAAUCCCAGACCAGCUACAGUGUUCAAUAAUAUCAGACAACAUAUUAAUGUUUAUGGAGAUGAUGUAGAAGUAGAUUAUAGGGGAUAUGAAGUUACUGUAGAAAAUUUUGUGAGAUUAUUAACUGGACGAUUAGCACCAGAAACACCAAGAUCCAAAAAACUAUUAACGGAUGAAGGAUCUAAUAUUUUAAUUUAUCUUACUGGUCAUGGUGGAAAUGGAUUCUUAAAAUUCCAGGAUUCUGAAGAAAUUACUAGUAAAGAACUUGCAGAUGCAUUAGAACAAAUGUGGCAGAAAAGAAGAUAUCAUGAAAUUUUGUUUAUUGUUGAUACUUGUCAAGCAAGUUCAAUGUAUGAGAAAUUUUAUUCUCCAAACAUUCUUGCAGUUGCAUCUAGCCUAGUGGGCGAAGAUUCACUUUCUCAUCAUUUGGAUCCUGCCAUUGGCGUUUACAUUAUAGAUAGAUAUACAUAUUAUGCAUUGGAUUUCUUAGAAAAAGUAGAACCAUCUAGUUCCAAAACAUUGGGAGAAUUUCUCAAAGUAUGUCCUAAGCAUUAUUGCUUAUCAACAGUAGGAGUAAGAAAAGAUUUAUUUAGAAGGGAUCCUAAUAAAGUACCAGUCACAGAUUUCUUUGGAUCAUUGAGACCUGUAGAAUUAACUACGAGUAUAAUGACUGUUUUGCCUGUGAAAAUAAAUAAGACAAAAACAAUCGAACCGGAAAGGAAAUAUUCUUAUGUUCCACAAUUUCCAGAUGUAUCAAAGUUCACGUGGCAGAUGCGUUUCUGUGGUAUCUACUUGGUAGUUAUUUUUACUCUCUGCACACUGUCCUCGUCGUUCAAGCUAAAAACGAAUUAUACCGAAGUGCACGACAUUGACGACAAUACCUUAAAGCAGUUACCUCCUCAAGAUCCUGCCUUUCAUUCUUUUCCAACGAUACCUACUGUUCCACUUAUCCCUAUAUGUAUGAAAGAAGGAUAUUUCAGGGAUCCCUUCAAUUGCAAAAAAUUUUACCAUUGUCAAUAUGUGAACGCAGUUCCAAAAGGUUUUUACUGUCAAAAUGAUUUGAUAUUUAACACGAUUACCGAUCAGUGUGAUAAACCUAACUUUGUAGAUUGUUGAUUAAUAUUGUAUUCGUAAGAAAAAUUUGUAGUACAAAUA
This is a messenger RNA of Apis florea (little honeybee), 2908 nucleotides long. Its product is annotated as follistatin-A. Gene Ontology annotation, molecular function: protein binding; collagen binding; calcium ion binding. Lineage: Eukaryota; Metazoa; Arthropoda; Insecta; Hymenoptera; Apidae. The record is from RefSeq and is a predicted model, not a curated record. Gene Ontology annotation, biological process: anatomical structure development.